ACUUGUUUGGUUGGCUGCGAGUUUCUGCCUUUCCUGGUACCACCGGAGACCCUCGCACCGGACAGGACGGGACCACACGGUGUCGUGUUGAUCCCGCUUGCUGUCAGGUAGCGUGAGUCGGUGAGGUGACGUCGAGGCUGCGUCCGGUUUCUGUGGUUGUUUCGUGCGAGAACAGCCGUGCUGGUUGCUGUGUUGCUCCACACUGCUGCUGCUCUGGUAGUGAAAUGUGAGGUCGGAUAUGUUCGUCAGGGCUGGAUGAGAGGAGAGAGAAAAGGGGAGGCACCUGGAGCAGGUCACAGCCUACCACGGUGUCAAGUUUUACGUUAAUCACGUCUGCGGUAACAGUUUCAGACAUAUUAGUGCAGAGGAGAGGAGAGGAGAGGAGUCCUCAUCAUCAUCAUCAUCAGGAUCAGCUCAGAGUGACUGCGUGUUGUUGUCACGGACUUAACGUGUGAAGGUGAGCUGUGACUGCCCCCCCCUUCUUUCUCUCUCCGUGCACCUGCAUGUACCGUGGGCAGCCCCGGCCUGUCGGAGAGGCGCCGUGCUCAGAGACUGUGCUGUACUAGGAGAACCCAUGGCUUCUGGCCCUCCGUGUCCCUCCGUAGGCCGCAGGCUCAGGCUGCUGGAGUUGCUACUUGUGCCCCUGUUGGUCUUGCUGGUUUCUGGGUUGGAACCAGCACUGGGUCAGAAGGUCUACACCCACACAUGGGCUGUCAACAUACCUGGAGGUCAGGAGGAAGCUGAUCGAAUUGCCAAUAAACAUGGGUUCCUCAACUACGGACAUGUAUUUGGUGAUUAUUAUCACUUUCGACAUCGUACAGUGGUGAAGAGGUCGCUGUCAGGUCACAGGGGGACACAAGUUCGUCUUCAAAGCGAUCCCAAGGUGACUUGGGCCGAGCAACAAGUGUCGAAAAGGAGGAAAAAGAGGGAUGUCUACGUAGAACCGAUAGAUCCCAAGUUCAGAGACCAGUGGUACCUUUACAACGUCAACCACCGUGACCUGAAUGCCAAAUCUGCAUGGCAGUUGGGCUACACAGGUAAAGGGGUGGUGGUGUCCAUUUUGGAUGACGGAAUAGAGAAGAACCAUCCGGACUUGAUGCAGAACUACGACCCGGAUGCCAGCUACGAUGUGAAUGACGGCGACCCAGAUCCUCAGCCUCGAUACACGCAGCUUAAUGACAACAGGCAUGGAACACGAUGUGCAGGAGAGGUGGCCGCAGUAGCCAACAAUGGGAUCUGUGGAGUCGGAGUGGCCUACAAUGCCAAGAUCGGAGGUGUGCGUAUGUUGGACGGCGAGGUGACUGACAUGGUGGAGGCCCAGUCCCUCAGUCUGAACCCCCAACACAUCGACGUCUACAGCGCCAGCUGGGGCCCGGAGGAUGACGGCAAAACUGUCGACGGACCUGCCAAACUCGCCAAAGAAGCUUUUCUGCGUGGAGUUACAGAGGGUCGUGGUGGUUUGGGCUCCAUCUUUGUGUGGGCUUCUGGGAACGGAGGGAGAGAGAAGGACAGCUGCAACUGCGACGGCUACACCAACAGCAUCUACACCCUGUCCAUUAGCAGCUCCACCCAGAACGGCAACGUCCCCUGGUACAGCGAGGCGUGCUCCUCCACCCUCGCCACCACCUACAGCUCGGGGAACCUCAACGAGAAACAGAUAGUGACUACAGACCUCAAAUCAAAAUGCACAGACUCCCACACAGGGACCUCUGCCUCCGCCCCGCUGGCUGCUGGGAUCAUCGCUCUUGCCCUUGAGGCCAAUAAAAAUCUGACCUGGAGGGACAUGCAACAUCUGGUUGUUCGAACUUCUCACCCUGCCCACCUGCUCACCAACGACUGGAGAACCAAUGGGGUUGGACGCAAAGUUAGCCAUUCAUACGGAUACGGUCUACUUGAUGCCAGUGCAAUUGUAGCGCUGGCAGAAACAUGGACCAGUGUGAGGCCACAGCGGAAAUGUGUGAUCACCAUGGUCUGUGAGCCAAGGAACAUUGGCAGCCAUUUGUCGAUAAACAUGAGCGUGGACGCCUGCUUUGGGUCAGACACUCACGUGACCUCAUUAGAGCACGUCCAGGCCCGGCUCACCCUGUCCUACAACCGCAGGGGAAACCUGGCGAUCCACCUCAUUAGUCCUGCCGGCACACGCUCCACUCUGCUCCAUCCCAGGAUUCAUGACUACUCAUCAGAGGGUUUUAACGACUGGGCUUUCAUGACCACCCACUCCUGGGACGAGGAGCCCAGCGGGGCGUGGACGCUGGAGAUCGAGAACGUGGCUGGUGCCAGUGACUAUGGCACUCUGACCCAGUUCAUCCUGGUGCUGUAUGGCACCGGCUCAGAGUCUUCCAGCUCCUCUGACAGGGCUCAGCCUGCCAAUGGCAACUGUAAAACCUUGGACCUGAGGCAGAUAUGCAUCGAGUGCGACAGCGGCUACUACCUCUUCCAACAGGGCUGUGUGAAGGAAUGUCCGUCAGGCUUCUCCGUGGGCUCCCAGCCCCUCAACUACACAGUGGGAAACUCUAUAGCACCAGCUUCCGUCCCAGCCUGCCUGGCCUGCCCACCGCCCUGCCUGACCUGCAGCAGCCUGAGCUCGCAGGCCUGCCUGUCCUGCCCACCCCACAGCUCCCUGGACCCCAUCUCUGGCACCUGCCUGCACCUCAACCAGUACAUGCGCGAGUCCCCCGGCAGCUUCAUGGUGGGCCAUGGGAACCCGGGAACACAGCUCCAGCUCAGCUCCCGGCUGCCCAUCACCGUCGCCGUGCUCAGCUGCAUGGCCAUCAUCGCCACCUUCGCCGGCACCUUCCUGCUGCUGCAGCUGCGCUCGGGCGCGCUCAUCAAGCUGCCCUCUAUGGAGGCCGGGGGCGGCCUCGGGGGCAGUUUCAGCCUCGGGGGAAAUAGGGUGGUGUCGUACCGCGGCAUCCCGACAGUGUGGGGGGAUGAUGGGGUAAACACAGACUCGGAUAACGAUGAGUUUGACGUCCAUAAUGAGAGGACUGCCUUUAUCAAAACACAAAGUGCUCUUUAAUGCCUCCCCCACAUCCCUCCCUCUCUCCUGCUUUUAAAGUCUUCUCACCCUCAUUUGUCUGAUAAUUCAGGGCUGCGGUAACGGCCCUCUCACAGUCUUUUUACCUGUCAUCCUUUUUUUCCUGUCUCUAUCUCACCGGGUUCUCAUCUGAGUCCUGCUUCAAGAUCUGCUGUGGGAGACCUGAUGGGAAGCCGCUGCCUCUCAGAGCUCGGGAUGGCCCGAGCUCUGCUCUCUUCAUACUUGGGCGCUUUUCUAUUAAACCGGCUCUCUCCCUCCUCUUGCCCUCUAGUCGCUAACAGUGUCUGUCUGUGCAGAGUCCAUUUCCCCCUCCAGCUCCAGCUCCUUUUGUUACAGCAAACAAAUGAUUAUUAUUUUGCUUCUUCCUACUCCCCCCCCCCUCCCCUCCCCCUCUUUCCAUCAGUCUCAGUGCAGUAGCCAGACGAGAUUGUUGAAUGUGAGGAGUAGAGAUGUGCGUAUGAGUCUGUGUGAAUGUGAGCGUGUAAAUCUGAUGAACCGUGUACUGCCCUUUAUAGAGACGCUAAAGCCGGUCCUGUCACAUUUAGUACUUUAACUUAGAAGUGAUAACAAAAAGCUGCAUUAUGAGGCGUGAAAUCGGAUUUGGAAACAUUGAUUCUCUCUGAAGUGUCGUUUAGUGACAUCAACGUCCAAAAAUCUGUUCAUAAAAGCACCACUUAUCUGUAGCGAGACACAGUGCGUUUUAAAAAAAGCAUAAUAGUUGUCAAGGACAGACUUUAAUAGUUUAUAAUCAUGUGUCAUUAGUCAGAUAAACAAAACAGACCGUCUGAGAGCCGCUCUGUUAUCUCUUUAUGAUGAGACAAGUUGUAUUUACUUUAAUCAAAAUCCAUCUUCCACACUUUGUUACCAGUAUGGUUAUUGUUCUAGGUGUGAGGGGGGCUUUAGUUCUCCUACUCUACACACAGUCUGGAAAGAUCUCUCUCAGCUCUGUGAGUCACACAACUAACAAAACUUCCUCCAGACUUUUGGGAUUCAAGAUGGACUCAAUUUAUCCCAAAUUAGAAACUAUGAAUUCUCCUGCGCUCAUCACCUCCCCAACCAUCACAUGGAAGGGUAUCAAAAAAAUACGAGAAAUGAAAAAAAAAAAAGAAACACACACAGGCUACUCGAUCAACCCUGAGGCACAAUCCCUUCCAGGGAUAUUUAAUUUCUGUGUUUGAUGUGCACACAUCCCGGAGCCGAGAGAGAAGCAGCCGAGGUGCUGAAGGGACCCAGAACAAUAUGUGACUGUUGAGCACAAGAGCUUCUCAAAAAGCAGCUGGCAGAUGUUGAGUUACCUGUGAUUGAUUCCUUGACAGAGCAGACGCAGUUAACAAUACAUCAAGGCUUUCCCUUUUGUCAGAGCACAUUAGCACUACAAACGUACAUUAGACACACCUCACAUCACAAGGACUGAAACUUUGUUAACGUGUGCAUGUGUUUGUGUGUGCGAGCCCUCUGAAGUGAAGGUUUCCUUUCCUCCUUUCGCCUCACAGCCUCCGCUCUCUUCUUCAAAUCUUGAAUGCUGUUUAGGUCGAGACUCCACACCUCACCAGUGUCUCUGCGCUCACCCUCCAGUCGUCAUCUAAUCUGAAUUUCAGAUUAUCUCUUCAGCGUACUUGCCAAUUAAUUAUACUCUGAAUGAUACUGCAGCGACUAUUUAUUCUGAGAGAUUUUAAUCAUACCUUUAGGGAAGAUGGUUUUUAAAGAGAUUCUUUUUCUCCCGGGCUGGUUAUCAUCUAAAAUGUGCAUCUCAUGAUUUAACCCAGUGUAGCCAUUCUGAAUUUCUCUUUUUCUAUGAUGUUGAAAUUAUGAUUUUUUUUUUCCAUUUCCAGUACAAAAACGUUGGAGCUGCCAGAGAGAGGUUGUCAUGGUGAUGACAUGCAUACAAAACUGCAGCUGCUCGUCCUUUAUUUUUUUUUUUUAUCUACCUCUCAUAUCAUCCAGCAAGGUUUCGUACGCCGUUAGAGGAGCUGUUAAAUAAUUAUAGAGGUCAAAUUAUAUGUAGAUCGGAUAUGAAAACGCUUGUCGGGAAAGAUUUAAGAGGUUGUAAGUCAAAGUUAUGAUUUAGAAGAGAAACAAGCAAUUGUGAUUCAGAAACUGUAAAGCUGCUGUGUAGAUGCUAGUCUGCUAAAUCUCCUAUCUCUCCUAAAAUGUAUUGCCUUUAGGAUCAGCAUUCAUGGGCGGUCACACCUGGGUUUUAAAACCCGUUAUUGAAAAUAGAAGGAUGUCCGUAGAUGUCGUUGGCCAGCGUUUUAAGUGCUAAAUCAACUUGAAAUUGUUAGGGGUGUUUCUACAGGGGUGAAGAUGUUUUUGUUCAUACGUUUAUGUCACUGACAAUCAAAUAAUUUCUUUGUGUUGAAGGCGAGAAGGUGCACGAGCACACAAAACUAAUCGAUUUUAAUUUAACCACUGUUAGAAAAGCUUUCUCAGAAGGUAUUAUCCAUAAAUAUUCAGAGCUGAAUGUGAUUUAAAUUGAAAAAGUGUGUUCAGAGAGAGUAAAAAAAA
This is a messenger RNA of Sebastes umbrosus (honeycomb rockfish), 5542 nucleotides long. It is a transcript of the gene furina, whose product is annotated as furin (paired basic amino acid cleaving enzyme) a. Gene Ontology annotation, biological process: peptide hormone processing. The record is from RefSeq and is a predicted model, not a curated record. Bases 575 to 3019 code for a protein of 814 amino acids. The transcript is spliced from 16 exons. Gene Ontology annotation, cellular component: trans-Golgi network; Golgi membrane. Lineage: Eukaryota; Metazoa; Chordata; Actinopteri; Perciformes; Sebastidae. Gene Ontology annotation, molecular function: serine-type endopeptidase activity.